AUGGAGUUCUCCCUCAUAUCAGCUGGAUCCGAUGCGAAAAUUUACAAGUGCGUUUUCAUCGGGAAGGAGGCAGUGAAGAAGGAGAUUUUCCGAAAACAUUAUCGACACAAAAAAAUCGAUGCGAAGAUCCGAAAAUUAAGAGUUUCUAACGAAAUAAAAUUCACAAAAAAGCUAGCCAGCAUAAACAUAGAUGUACCGAUUCUCUACUUUGUAGAUGUGAAUGAAAAAAGUUUGUAUCUAGAAUUUGUCAAAGGGUUCACCAUUAAUCAGAUUCUUAAAAAUGUAAAAGAAUACGAACCCAAUAUUCCUAGAUGCAUAGGCAAGGUGCUAGCGAAAAUACACAAUGGGAAUAUAAUCCAUGGUGACUUCACAACGUCUAACUUGAUUUUGAGGAAUUCCUACAUUGGUGAUGGAUGUACCAUUUUGGAUUCGGCUACUGGGUUGCCUUACCAGUUGGACGACGCGGACUCGAUACCGCUCUGCGUCAUUGACUUCGGUUUGUCGUUCUUGUCUGCCUCGGUCGAGGACAAAGCGGUCGACCUGUUCGUCCUUCUGAAGGCCAUCAAAAGCUUCCAUAGCGAGUUCGCUCUCCUGGAGGAGGACAUCCUCUCAGGGUACCAAACCAAAUCAAACAACUUUGACGAAAUAAAGAAGAAAUUAGAAAUAGUCAAACAGAGAGGACGCAAGAGACCCAUGUGUACUUUGGUGGAACACGCUUGAGGGCACCUAUUCAUCGGUUUUUACACACACUAACCUCUCACUCCGUAGUAAUAUCUUUGUGUGCAUACGUGGUGACGCAUGCUUUUGCUCCCCCCCGGAAAGGUGUUGCUUUCCUC
This is a messenger RNA of Plasmodium cynomolgi strain B, 836 nucleotides long. RefSeq names its product p53-related protein kinase. Gene Ontology annotation, cellular component: nucleus; cytosol; EKC/KEOPS complex. Lineage: Eukaryota; Apicomplexa; Aconoidasida; Haemosporida; Plasmodiidae. The record is from RefSeq and is a predicted model, not a curated record. The coding region runs from base 1 to 720 and encodes 239 amino acids. Gene Ontology annotation, molecular function: protein serine/threonine kinase activity; ATP binding. Gene Ontology annotation, biological process: protein phosphorylation. The transcript is spliced from 6 exons.